UCCCCGCCCUUCCGGCUCGGCCUCGCCUGCGCGCCCUGGGGCCGCACAGCUCUGGGAUCUCGGAGUCGCAGUCCACGCCGCGGGUGACUGUCGGCGGGGUGCCAACCGCUCGGCGCCUGCGCAGACGGCGCGCGUCCGUCACCAUGACAGCACCCGCUGGGGGCCCGGGAUCUUGGAGUGAAAAUAUACUGGAAUAUUUUCUGAGAAAUAACCAGAUUACAACAGAAGAUGGCGCUGAGAUCAUCUGGUAUCAUGCAGCUAACCACAAGGCACAGAUGAACGAGGCAUUGAAAAGUACUGCUCACAUGAUAGAGGCCGAUGUCCUUCUUCCAAGUGAUGGAUCAGAGCAUGCACAACCAAUCAUGGCCCACCCCCCUGAAACAAACAGUGAUAAUACUCUGCAGGAGUGGCUCACUGAGGUUAUGAAGAGCAAUAAAGGUAUCAAGCUGGAUUUCAAGAGUCUGGCAGCUGUGGAACCAUCUAUGAUGCUCUUGGAAAAUGUGAGGAGGCAUCUGAAGUGUCCUGUAUGGAUUAAUGCUGAUAUUCUCCCUGGUCCAAAUGGAAGUAGCAAAGUAGUAGAUGCAAAACCAUUUAUAGACACUGUGACAUCCUUCUUUCCAGAUGUGACAUUUUCCCUGGGUUGGACAACAGGAUGGCAUCCUGAGAAAGUCAAUGAAGGGUACAAUUGGACAAUGGUGAAGGAGAUGGAAUAUAUAUGCAAUGAACUGGAUCAGCCUGUGACAUUCCCUGUCAGAGCAGCAUUAGUCAGGCAAUCUUGUUCUCAGUUGCUUUGGCUGUUAAAGAAAUCAAACAGGUACAGCCUGACUCUUUGGACUGGAAAAAAUGAUAACUAUUCCAUUGAAGAUUUACUUUAUAUUCGAGACCAUUUUGAUAAAAGUCAAGUUUUCUAUGAUAUUUUGGAACCACAAAACCAUGAAUUUAAACAGGCCAUUGGAAUCAAAGUGACUCUCUAAGAAAAACAUUCUUCUAAAGUAUUUUCUGUGUUUUGGUAUUAUAAGCCUCUGCUUUGGUCUGAAUUAAUUGCCAUGAUUAUUGGCUUGUGCUCAAUUUAUCUAAUUAAAAAGUACUUAUUAUAUGCUUACUCUGUUAUACAUAUAUCCUUGUAAUGCUUCAUUUAUAUAAAAGAUUUGGUAAGAAGAGACUUCAGUCAGCUUACUAUACUAAUAAUUUACCAAACGUCUCCAUAGCUAGAUUAUAAAUUUCUUCACAAUAAAGGUGCCUAUGUCUGUAUCCCUUGGCAUGGUCCUGAGCUGGGCAUUCAGAAAAAUGUGUUGCUUCUUAUUUUAUUAAAACUUUAUUUACCAGAGAAUGUCCUAGGGUAUAUUUUGCCUUUUGUUAAUCAACCAUUUUUCUCCCAGAAAAUCAGUUAGUUCUGUAUAGAGAAAAGAGCUCUGGUUCUAAAUGCAGACUAACUUUCUUUACAGCCCCAUUUCUGUCCUUUACUAACCACAGACUUUGGGCAAUCUUUAAUAUCACCAACUCUUAGCUUACUCAUCCAUAAAGUGGGGAGUAAAAUGAGACUUCUCUCAUGGAAUUGAGGAUUAAGCAAGACUCACAUAACACAGUCAUCUAACUUAGUACCCUCACACAGUCAAUGCCCAACAGAUAAGUUUCUUAAAAAAAAACAAAAAAAAACCCUAUAUUUAUGUACAUUAUAGAUAGACAGCUCUAAGAGAUACAACAUAAAACACUGUAGACAUAUAAAUACUUAAGUAAUUAUAAUAUGUCUACUUUAAUGUUCAUCUCCAGUUAAGCACAGUGCUAUUUGUCAUAUAAUAUCUAAAACUUCAUUUUCUGUGGUUGUUUGCCAAAGGUGAAAGGUGCAAUUUCAUUUUAAAAUAUUACCAAUUGCAAUAAAAAAUAAUUUAAAAAUUACAGUAAAAAUUUUGUUUUCUACAAUGACAAAAACAUUACUUUUAUACAAAGACUUGACUUACUAAAUAAUCUGCAUUUUGAUGAAAUUUUAAAUAAAAUUUAUUUGUCCAGAAGGAAUUGCUACUUGAUUAUCUUUGAUAACAUUUUAAAAUAUUAAUAUUAUGAUUCCUUUAUAUUGAGAAAUCUAUAAACCAAAUGUCAUUUGGAUUAAGAUGUAAAGGUGUUCUUUAAACUGUUCUCAGGAACAAAAAAGCACCUAAGGUAAUUAUAAAAUGUGUUCUGUUAAAAGUAAAUUUUGAAUGACUGUGCAUAUGGGAAAAGUAACCUUGAAUCCCUACUUCACACCAUGCACAAGUAAUUUGAGAUCUUAGGCCUAAACAUGAAAGCUAAAACUACAAAGCAUUUAGAAGAGAGUAAGAAUUUUUUUGUGAUUUUGGAGUAGGCAAAAUGUUUUUCUUUUUAAAUAACUCAGAAAGCACUAACUAUGAAAGAAAAAAAUUGAUAAAUGAACUUAUCAAAAAUUUAAAACUUAUAAAACCACCAUUGACAUACAUCUGACAAGGGCUUAUAUUUAGAAUAUGUGAAGAAUUUCUGUAAAUUGAUAAGAAAAAGUAAAAAAAAAAAAAAAAAAAACUAGUGAGAAGUGAGAAAAGACUUGAAAAAAUGCUUCACAAAA
Sciurus carolinensis (gray squirrel) is the source of this 2572-nucleotide messenger RNA. It is a transcript of the gene Fam151b, whose product is annotated as family with sequence similarity 151 member B. The coding region runs from base 144 to 974 and encodes 276 amino acids. The transcript has 6 exons. Lineage: Eukaryota; Metazoa; Chordata; Mammalia; Rodentia; Sciuridae. The record is from RefSeq and is a predicted model, not a curated record.